UUUUUUUUUUUUGUUUUACCUCAUUUAUCUUAUGCCCUCAUUAUUUUUCUUUAUAGAUUGACAGCACUAAAGAAAAAGAUGUCAAAGAACUCUGAACAGUCUUUACUCUUACAAUUACCUAGUGAAAUUUUGGAACAUAUUAUUUGCAUUGCUUCCAAAAUCCCAAGAAAGGAACAAUAUCAAUUCUCAAGUUGGCAAUAUCCUGAACACUCAUAUUCUCAUCUCAAGGUACUGGCUCUUACUUGUCGACAAUUAUAUAUAUUGUGUACUCCUUACCUUUGGCGUGAUAAAGAAUUUAUACUCCCAGCAGAAAGUGACAAACCAAACGAUUUUUCUAGGGUACAUAUGGCAACUGAUAUUCUCGCUGAACAAGCUUCACUUUUCCAUCAACUAUAUCACCUUGGAAGCUAUGUACGUUCUUUAUGCCGGGACUUGACCAACAGUCCUCAUUAUGACUUGCCGAAUUCUUUACUCAUGGCUCAUCUUGUCUGCAAUCUUCGUGCUCUCAGAAUUGAUUUCCAUCCCAAACCUCGCACAGAACACUAUGGAUUACGUUAUUUUGUUCAGCUCUGUCCUUCUUUGAUUGAACUUUAUUUGGAAAAUUGUAGAGAUACCUUUGAUGACUUUUUUUCUUUGAUCCAAUAUCAACGUCAAUUACGCUCACUUACGUUACUGAAUUGUACAAUCAAGGCUGAUACUUUGAUACAACUGGCCAAUCUCUGUCGUGGUUCUUUACAAUCUCUGCUAUUACAACAAGUAUGGAUUGAACCAUGUGGAAUCAGUGAUCAACCUCUAUCUAUCAUUUCUAACAACAAUACCAUGACUGGAAUCAACAAUCUCACAACAUCAUAUCUUCAUAGCAAUCAAUCCACAUUUAUAGCUUCUUCUUUGUAUACCCAUCUAUUGACUUCACAAUCAUCCUUGACUCGGCUUGCUCUGUCAGAUUCGGUGACUUUGGAAAUCUUAGAAGCACUUGCUCUUGGUUCACCACAUUUGGAACGUCUAGCUAUUGCUAUUCAUGAACAACAUCCCUCUCGUGUAGCAUCUUGUUUGUUCACUCUAUCAAAAUUUAAAUAUCUCACCCUACUCUCUUUGGCUUUUCGACAUGUCAACAAUUCUUUUCAACAACGAUUAUCUUGUUGUGUGCCUGCAUAUCAUUGGACUCUUUUUCUACAUCAACUUUGUCGAUUACAAUUUCUUCAUAUCUCUGCCUCUCAAAUUCUGGUACAUGACAAUUUUAUCACCGAACUCUUACAACAAUCAUCAUCAACCUUUUCAACACUUCAACAUAUUAUGCUUCAUCAUGUAGCAUUAGUACCAACACCUUCUACAACUACAAUGACAACAACAACAACAUCAUCAUCGUCAUCAUCAUUGAUGAUCAAACAGCAAGAACAAGAAAAUAAGAAUAAGAAGAAUGGACAGUCUUUGAAACAAGAGGAUUUGCAAGACACAGUGCGUGCUUAUGAACAAGAUUUGGCGUUGGCUCAAAACACUAUUGAUUCAUGGCAACAAUCAUCACAUCUCUGGAAACAAGUGGAUGGAUAUAUUUUAUCAUUGGAUGAAGCGGAACGGAAAGGAUUCAGUUGUUUUGAUAGCGCAGAUCAAGUAUGCUUUGUUAAGGGAUUUACCGAUUGGAUCAAAACAUAGAUAAUUAGAUAAUCAUGGAAUAUAUCAUAUUAGUAGUAUAUAGUACUCAUUUUAUAUAUAUAUAUAUAUAUAUAUAU
Halteromyces radiatus is the source of this 1727-nucleotide messenger RNA. RefSeq lists its product as uncharacterized. The record is from RefSeq and is a predicted model, not a curated record. Lineage: Eukaryota; Fungi; Mucoromycota; Mucoromycetes; Mucorales; Cunninghamellaceae. The transcript has a single exon. Bases 79 to 1650 code for a protein of 523 amino acids.